Australozyma saopauloensis is the source of this 4089-nucleotide messenger RNA. RefSeq lists its product as uncharacterized. The transcript has a single exon. Lineage: Eukaryota; Fungi; Ascomycota; Pichiomycetes; Serinales; Metschnikowiaceae. The record is from RefSeq and is a predicted model, not a curated record. Bases 1 to 4089 code for a protein of 1362 amino acids. Gene Ontology annotation, molecular function: GTPase activator activity; protein binding. Gene Ontology annotation, cellular component: cytoplasm.
AUGGAGGAAUCUGCCCGUGAUAGUUAUUUUCCGCCAAGUGGCGUGCUGGCCGUGCUAGGCGCCCCUGAACUCAAGCCAGAAAACCCGGAUUUCGACCCCAGCCCAGAGAAGAAAUUCGUCGCCGAGGGGUCCGUCCGCACCAGAACACCGCCGCGCGGGUUCAGCUACAAUUUGACGCCGCAGAUCCUGCCCAGCGCGGAGAUCGGCGAGAGCGCCGAAAGCGUCAGCACUGGAGCCAGCGUUUCGGGCCACCAGUCGCCUUCUCUGCACGAUAAAUUCAACCGCGUGCCUUCUCUUGAUGGGAAGCUGCUGCACGCGGUGUUUCGGCCCACGCCCAGCCGCCCUGGCGGUCUGUUGCUGGCCUCUCGUAAAUUGACCGUAGAUACAACCUCCGCCCGAGUGGCCUCGGAGUCGCCGCGGUCGUUCACCGAAUCGAGCGGGAGCCAAUUAAACAGUAAUGAGAACGGGAACGAGAACGUCACCGUGAAGAUCGACCCGCUCGGCUCCGAAUCGACCUCGCCCAACAUGAACAAAAGUGGCCCCAGUAGCGACUACUUCAAGCCGUCGCAUGCGUCGCCCACAUCUGCGAAGAGCGGGCGCCCUCCUGCAAAAGAGCCGACCAUGGACCACCACUUUAAGCUCAUUUCUGUCGCUUUCAAGGAGGCCGCGCUCGACUCGCCAUCUUUCCGUGCAUCGAUGAACCAUUUGGACUCGCAACUCGUGUCUACUGAAAAAUGGCUUCAGGCUAUUGCCGCGCUGCUUGCGAAAAUCCCUAAGCAGGCCAAGGAACUCCUGUCGAUGUUUCUGUACUUGGACUAUUUGGUGCCCUCUUUCUUGCAGGACGGAAUAGUUGACCCUGAAUACACAUUGACGGCCCUUCGGGGCACUCGUGAUGGUCUCCAAAAGCUCUGGUCGAUUGCUCAGAGCUCGUUGCAGAUCAACAUGCCCAGCAUUGAUGCGUGGGAGAAAACGAUUCUUAAUCGAAUGGUCCGGUACAAGCACCUACGCCAGCGGUUCCACCGGGCCCAACGGAAAUAUGACCACUUUUUGAACAUCCAUAUGGGCAUGCUGAAGGGCAAAGAUCCGGCGCUUUUGCUCGAAGAUCUGCAGCAGUUGGCGGCAGUGCGGAACGAAUACCUCAUGUCCAGUCUUGACUUGGUGGUGGAGUUCUCUGAGAUCAGUCUGUUCAUCAAUCGUCAGCUUAUUAGUUUUGUGUACAAGAUCUGGCAAGACAAGCUUGAAAAAUUGGGCGAAAACCCUUUUGUCUUGGCGCUUUUCUCUGAUGUAUGGGAGCAGGUGAAGCGAAUCCAUUGCUGGUGUGAAACGCAUCGGAAAUCGAGUCUGAAAAUGUCGCUGGAUAUGCUCCGUGCAAAGAAAAACAUUCAGGAGCACUCAAUCGCGCAGCUGGCCCCGUCGAGAAAUCUUGACGACUACAAAUCGGAUCUCAUCAAUCAGAGACUUCUCCAAGAUAUCGAUGAGUCGUCCUCCGAGAAACAUGGCUAUCUAUUCAUGAAAACAUACACUGAAAAAUCCAAACAGCCCAUAUGGGUGCGUCGCUGGGCCUUUUUACAAGGUGGUGUGUUGGGUUUUUUGGUCUUGGACCCUUCGCUGACUUCGGUGCAAGAGACCGACAAAAUUGGCGUGCUACUCUGUAAUGUGAGAUACGCUCCCAAUGAAGAGCGUAAUUUCUGCUUUGAGGUCAAGACAAUCGACACCAGAAUUGUUUUGCAAGCCGAGACCCUUUAUGAGUUGAAGAGCUGGCUCAAAGUGUUCUCCAACAUCGGUAGACGUAUAGUUGAUCUGAAUGACCCAAUGCAUGGACUUCUCACGGUUGCAAGUGGCCGGUACCCGCCUCUUGUCCUAGAGUUCCAGUCCACUGCAAAUACCACCACGGACAAAGAUCUCACACAUUCAAAGAUAGUUUCUUCAUCUGGGCAAGUGAUCACCUCCAGCAAAUUGUCCGCGCAUCUCGUCAAGAACGAAGCCUUUUUCCAGAGAUACAUUUAUGAUCAAAUCGGCCGCAUAUCGCUUCCUUUCGUCACAGAGACAACACGUUCCGCUCUUGUUGCUUACAGCUUGACUGGCUCGACUGUCGUACCAAGCGCACUCAGCGCCAACAUUUGGGGAUCUCUCAACUGGGGCCUCUACUAUCUUUACGAGCCUAAUGCUGCGCUUGAGUUGCAAGACUCAUUCAAAACGAUCACAGGAGAGAAAGACGGACGGAUGCCUGCAAAUUUCCCGAACUUGUGGGCCGCAAGAGACGUUCAAUUGAAGGCUUUGUUCGAAUCAGCUGUUGAACCGGGUGAGUUCUGCUUGCUUUCUUAUCAUUGUCUUCUCUCUCCAAAUCAAUCGCAGUCUCUUCGUGGAACCCACUUCGUCACCCAAAGACACAUUUAUUCAUACAUCCAGUCCCUGGGCUUUAUUACUUUGAGCAAGAUUCCACUUUGCCGAGUGAUGGAGGCAGUGGUAGAGCCAAUGCAAGAUCACGACAUUCUCAAGUUGACUAUGGUUCUGGGGCUGCUCAAAAUGAAGCUCUUUAUCGAUGACUCCAUUCUCAUUGAAAAGAAGUUUCAAGGUCUUAUCAAGGCUUACUCGAGCGACAAACCUUUGCUGUUGUCUGAGCUCAUUAAUCAGCUCAUUGAGAUUGAGGAUACACAUACCGAAAUGCUCAGACAAAAGCGGUAUCGGAUUUUACAGCCAGUCGAGAAGGAGCCCUCUGACCAAUCGUUUGAUUUUCUACCCGUAAACGUCUCUCCGCCGGAUACCAAGCUCGGAUUCCCCGACACCAUGCCUUUGGUCACAGAAAAAAAGUACGAUUUGCCGCCACAGGCUCUUCUUCACGUCUUAUUUGGCAGCAAAUCCCAAGUAUUCAUGGACUCGUAUCAGGUCAUGGAUGUGAGGCAAUGCGAGAAGGUCGCGUGGCUGAAGCCAUCCAACCCAGAUAUCUAUCUUCUGCGCGAGUUCAUAAUAGAUGUGUUGUUCUUCAAUGGCAAAGCCGGCAGGCUCGUGGUCUCGCAGGACAUUGAGAAAUUCGUUGAAAAUAAGUUUUACAGUGUCAAGGUCAGAAACAGUACGUUCAAAAUGAAGUACGGACCAACAUUCGACUACAGCAUGAGAUUCAUCAUUCAGGAGUCUGGCGACGGCCAAUCCUCUCUCAAAUGCUAUGGAUCUACGAACGUCAAUGCCUCCUACAUCUCAAGAAUUGCACCACGCUACCUCGGCAAUACCAUUAUUCCAUUGAUAUUCACUGAAUUGUCGCGCAGAAUCCACGACGCAGUGAAACACAUUGGCGUCAAGGCGAAAGUGUCAAGGGCAAAUUAUAUUUAUGGCCGCAUCCAAGUCACUGAAGCGCCGCUUGUUCCUCGCAUCUGUCCGCAUGUUGUCAUCAACAACGGAGUCAUUUGCAACUGGUGCAUCCAGAUCAAAGUGCGGCAGUUCACUCGAUAUCUCACGAUCUCGUUCUGGUCCAUUGUCAGCGCAAUUCUUUCCUUUUUCAAGAAACUCAGCAUGCAUCGCAUGCUCAUCAGCAUCAUUGUCUGUUUGACUUUAAGUAACGUCUUUUUCGGAUUCAGAAGCAGCGCUCACUAUUGGAAGACACGCCAGGUUUCCAAGCUCGUCACACUGAUUCUACAAGUCGAUCCAAUCACAAUCCAUCGCGCCGUCUAUUCCAAGGACGUGGAAGAUUUUGCGAGGUUCAACAUGUCAUACUCCAGCAGUAGCGCCUGUUUCCAUGUUUUCCAGAACCAGUCUGUCGCUUUGAACCCCGACAAGAUGAUCGAGUGGACAAGUGCGUUCGACGUGACAUGGAAGGAGAAACAAAGGGCGCGCGAGCUCAAAGAGCGCAUCAAUGAAAUCGCCAUGAAGCGCAACCAAUUGCUUCUCACUUUGGCCACUUUGAAUCAAAUGGAAGAAGAGGUGGUCAAGCUCGAAUGGAUGGACUGGCUCUAUUCGGAAGUGAAGAAAUGUGAGGAAAUGAGGAACGCCGGGGCAUUCCUUGACGGAAAUUCUAGAGUUUCCGGUUCGGUUAUGGAAAAAUUGGAGCAGUACUGUGGAAGUUGUGCUACGGAGUUAUCCAUGGUCAAACACUAA